UUCACCUUCGCCGCGUUCUGCUACAUGCUCACCCUGGUGCUGUGCGCCUCUCUCAUCUUCUUUGUCAUCUGGCACCACGUCCCAUCUGGCCCGAUCCCCAUGUGUGAAUCUUAUGCCACAGAAGAAUGCGUGGGGGGCCAUAAGCUGCUGCCCCAACCCUGACGGGCACACGCCCCUCCCCCAGAUCAUAGCCUUUGACGAGCUGCGGACCGACUUCAAGAACCCCAUCGACCAGGGGAACCCAGCGCGGGCACGCGAGCGUUUAAAAAACAUCGAACGCAUCUGCUGCCUCCUGAGGAAGCUGGUGGUCCCAGAAUACUCCAUCCACGGCCUCUUCUGUCUGAUGUUUCUGUGUGCAGCAGAGUGGGUGACCCUGGGCCUCAACAUCCCCCUCCUCUUCUACCACCUCUGGAGGUACUUCCACCGUCCUGCGGAUGGCUCUGAGGUCAUGUAUGACGCGGUCUCCAUCAUGAAUGCUGACAUCCUCAACUACUGCCAGAAGGAGUCCUGGUGCAAACUCGCCUUCUACCUGCUCUCCUUCUUCUAUUACCUGUACAGUAUGGUUUAUACGUUGGUGAGUUUCUAAGGGGGAAGCCGGCCAGGGAGCGAGCCCAGAACGGACCGGACGCCUGUGCACCCCCAGCCCUGCCCCUGGGCCGCAGAGGCCUCAGCCCUGGGGAGGGAGGGGGCACUGGUGCCCCCAGCCUCCUCUCCCCCACCCCCAAACUGCUGCUGCGGGGACUUCCCGCCUUCAGAGCCCCCUCCCCUUGGACUAGGGCUGGGCAGAGCUCUAAAUAGGGGCAGGAGCUCCUCUGCCAGCCUGUGGGCAUGGCAGUCAGUCCUGGAAGGGGCGGCACCUCCGGCCUUGUCCACUUCAGAGGGCACCUAGGCCCUGCCACGGGGCAGGGCUUGACCCUGGAAGUUCUGGGCCGCCCCCUCCACCCCCCCCCCACCCUGGGGCUCCCCCUGCAGGUGGGGCGGUACCCACACCGGGAAUGAGCAGGCUCAGCAGGGGGGCAGCCCCACCCCUAGUCUGCCCUCCCCCCUCCCCCAGGCUUUCUCUCCAGACCCCUCCCUGUCCCCCCUUGCCCCAACCCCAGCCACCCUGUCUCUUGGACCUAUUUUCUAUGUUGCCUGGAGGAGUCCAGCACCCCCUCCCCGGCCAUUUGUGACAAAAUAUGAAUAAACUACUGCAAACACGUGG
Molecule: messenger RNA, 1204 nt
Organism: Mesoplodon densirostris (Blainville's beaked whale)
Lineage: Eukaryota; Metazoa; Chordata; Mammalia; Artiodactyla; Ziphiidae
Gene: CNIH2
Product: cornichon family AMPA receptor auxiliary protein 2
Exons: 6
Coding region: 113-586 (157 amino acids)
Biological process (GO): regulation of AMPA receptor activity; vesicle-mediated transport
Cellular component (GO): dendrite; synapse
Source: RefSeq, a predicted model, not a curated record